GUCAUAAAAACUAAAAUUUGGCAACAGUAAAUUAAAGUCAAGUCGAAUAGCACAUUUGAGAGACUUUAAUAUUUCAUAUCGUUUAGCUCUUUAUCGGAACCACUUAAAGUAGGUUGAAGUUGGUCUCGGUCUGCCUCUGACCUGAUAAGUUGGGAGUGGACUAAAUACACAUAUGUGAAUCUUCGUAAUUAACGUUACCUAACUAGUUUUCAUAAUUUCUACAGCAGAUGUAAUCAGCCUGUGUGGUGUGUCAAAUAUGGACUGCGCUGCCCUAUGUUGGCAGAUAUACCCAACAUAGGGCCCACAACAACGUGAUAUUGCCGAAUAGUUAGCACGCAAGCAAAAUGUAUAAAAAGUGGCGAGCGUUGGAGUUAAUAUUAGCCUAGCGAUACUUGGCUAACUUACCCUAUGUGGCUCUCUUGCCUCUAUCUGAAAGAAACUAGUCAAAACCCUUCCAAAACUUCAGAGGAGAACACGGAGGAGACAAGUCAAGAGCUUGCAAAUCCUGAAGACUAUAUCAAACACCCUCUACAGAACAAAUGGUCUCUUUGGUUUUUCAAAAAUGACAAGAGCAAGACCUGGCAGGCCAACCUGCGCCUCAUCUCAAAGUUCGACACAGUGGAAGACUUUUGGGCUUUGUACAAUCAUAUUCAGCUAUCAAGCAAUCUGAUAUCAGGCUGUGACUACAGCCUGUUCAAGGACGGUAUUGAGCCGAUGUGGGAGGAUGCCAGGAACAAGAAGGGUGGCCGCUGGCUCAUCACCCUCAGCAAGCAACAGAGACGAGUCGAGCUGGACCGCUUCUGGCUUGAAACGCUGCUGUGCCUGGUUGGAGAGGCCUUUGAUGACCACAGCGAAGACAUUUGUGGUGCUGUGGUCAACAUCCGAACUAAAGGGGACAAAAUAGCUGUCUGGACGACAAGCUAUGAAAACAGAGAUGCUGUCACCCAUAUAGGGAAGGUGUUAAAGGAGCGAUUAGGACUGCCCCCGAAGCUGACCAUUGGCUACCAGUCCCACACUGACACGGCCACUAAGAGUGGCUCCACUACGAAGAACAAGUAUGUGGCCUAAAGGCAGACACUAAUGGCCUGGCCUCCUCGUCUUCUAUGCCUGGUCUCCCUGUCUGACUGUCCGCACCAUAGACAUAUAUAGAUACAUACAUACAUUUAUAUGUCUAUGGUGCGCACCCACACCUCUUGUCUUCACACAGACAUGCCACCUCACAUGCGAACAUUCAACAUAUACACCUACAGCAAACCAAAGCUACCAGACUCGGACUGUAUUCUGAAAGGUAUACAUACACACGGCAACAUACUGAACACAUGGGCGCACAUGUGCGGUAAACCAAAGCUACAGUACAAAAAGCUGACCUUCAGAUUCUGAUUGUAUCUUCCUGCCUUCUUUAAGCCUACUCAACACUUUGACAAAACACACCCACAGAUUCAACAAACACAGAUUCACAAACAGUGCCUUAUAUUUACUUUUGGUUGGUAUUUGUUUUUGGAUUCCUCCUCUCGCACUAGAGGGCGCUCCAGCACCACUGCUUUGGAGAGCUCUCUGGCGAGUGCCUUUGCACCAGUCCAAAGACGUCACCAUGGAGACACCACACACUUUCUUCCUUCUCUAGCCCCCCCAGCAGAAGAGAGUCAGUCUGAAAUUUGAAAGUAAAAAUGGAAGUAGUAUUCACACCAUCAUUUCAUCAGAGGCACCUCUCAGCAAAGAGUUUCAUUAGAGAGGCAAGAUGUGGGGGGAAAAAAGCGCGCUGCGGAUGUUUCAGGUUAACAAGCUUCCCAUAGACGACACAUCUCGGUCGCCAGUCUUGCAGAUAAAAACAGUACACACCUCCUGGGUGGAAAUUGACCCUCAGUUCAAAUGCACACAGACUAAAUCAUUCAUGGUGCUCUCCCCAAAAAACACACCAGGUAACAGACAAGAGCAGUCCAUGUCUAAGGAAGUGUUAAAAAUUCAAUGUGGUCUUAUAAAAAAAUAAACCUCGAUGUUGAUUUAUUUAAUGUCUGAGAAGAAAUUGUUUAAAGUUGAAACAUGGAUUUCUGUUGUGGUUUUCACAUAGCCUUGCCUUGACACCCAACAUUUAAUUUAUUUUGACAUAAUUAAACUUCUUUGCAUUUUUCUUUAGAAUGCAUGCAAUCAAAGCCAAUGUGAUCUUCAAAUGUUUGCUUUUUUGGAGUAUUAACAUAAUUAAAUCUUUGGUUUUUGCAAUUCAAUACAGGUGUUUUUUUUUAUAUUGUGCAUUAUUUUAUGCAGAUUUGAUUUAUACUACAUUCCUUGUGAGAAUUUGUAAGAUAAUUGAAUAUGCAAAUCUUGACUGAUGCUGUUAUGGAAUUUAUUGUACUCUGAUUGUGAUUGGGCUUUGUCUUGAUUUGGUGGUCAGAGCAAAGCUUUAUUUGAAAUAAAGGUUUUUGUGAGUUUCAA
Molecule: messenger RNA, 2430 nt
Organism: Clupea harengus (Atlantic herring)
Lineage: Eukaryota; Metazoa; Chordata; Actinopteri; Clupeiformes; Clupeidae
Gene: eif4eb
Product: eukaryotic translation initiation factor 4eb
Biological process (GO): translational initiation
Cellular component (GO): cytoplasm; eukaryotic translation initiation factor 4F complex
Molecular function (GO): translation initiation factor activity; RNA 7-methylguanosine cap binding
Source: RefSeq, a predicted model, not a curated record